Molecule: messenger RNA, 1812 nt
Organism: Hibiscus syriacus
Lineage: Eukaryota; Viridiplantae; Streptophyta; Magnoliopsida; Malvales; Malvaceae
Exons: 7
Coding region: 189-1562 (457 amino acids)
Biological process (GO): chromatin remodeling
Molecular function (GO): zinc ion binding
Source: RefSeq, a predicted model, not a curated record
CCAACUUUAAGCCCAGUAAAUAGACUUUCCCACCGGUUGAGCCAGCCAGGCAGGCACCGGGCACUCAACAACACCAAAAGCCCUUGCCCUCUACCUCAACGCUUCGAUUUCAACAUUGGGAAUCUGUUCCAGAUAUCUCCUAAAUGUGAUAACAUUUCACAGAGUGGAUGUGAAGAGCCUGAGGAUUCAUGCCUUCCCUUACCAUAACUGGAUCUCAGCAGUCAUCUGCCAGUUUAAUGUUUGAAAGUCCUAUGCCGACUUUAGUUUACAGUAGGAGGAGGAAACGUCGUGGAAACAGCAGCAGUGGUAGUGCUGUUGUGGUCAACUUUUGUGCACAGGAGCCGGUGAAUUCUAGGAGAAGUGGGAAUUGUCUUUAUGUUGUCAGUUCCGAUGCUCUUUCGGAGGAAAUCGUUGAGCAGAAAGGAAUUUCUCAAGAUGAACGUGAAGCCACAACUGUUAGAGCUCCCAUGGAAACUCUCGUUUGCAGUGGAGGGCCUCAUAUUUCAAAGUGUGAAUUUGCUAAUGGAAGUUCUGGUGUGUAUGACCACAGUUCUGAUGAUGUACAUAAAACUGUUGUGCAGAAAGAACUAGAUGUUGACAGUAUAAAUGACAGUUGUUCAUCAUCGAAGUCAAUUAUGGAACUUGCCUUAGUUUCUUUGAAAGAUGAGAUGGCUGAAAAUGGUGAGUGUUCCUCCUCUUGUGUGAUAGCUGCUGAAGUUGUGAGGGAAGAUCUAUCUGAAAAAGAUGCGUUCCACCGUAUCAUUCAGUGCCAGGGGAAUGAUGACGAAAUUGGGCCUUCAAGGAAUUGUAUCAACGAGGAAUUAAGGACUACUGGUGGUGGUGGUGGUAGUUGUUCUAGGUUGUGCAAAACUUGUAACCAUUCAGGAACUGUUCAAAAGAUGCUCAUUUGUGAUAAUUGUGAAGAAGCGUUCCAUGUACGUUGCUGCACUCCCAGGAUAAAGAAAAUACCGAUUGAUGACUGGUAUUGUACUUCGUGUAUGAAAAAUAAGCGAAUAAUGCUCAAAGAGGCAACUGCAAGCAAGGCUUCAAGUAUCACUGGUGGAAUGGGUAGAUGCAGAGAUGUAUCACCUGAAGAGGAAUUCAGUCCAAUAGAAUUAAUGUUGAGAGAUACUGAACCUUAUAGAACCAGCACACGGAUUGGAAAGGGCUAUCAAGCAGAAGUUCCUGACUGGUCUGGUCCAAUUGAUAAUGAUGCUGAUACAAUUAGUGAACCACUAAAUUUGGAUCCUUCAGAAUAUACCGAUUUCCAUGACAUGAAUUGCCACAAGUUAAAUAAAUUCAGCUUAAUAGGGAAUUGGCUUCAAUGUAGAGGGCUGGUAGAAGGCGUGGGCGACAAUAAUGGAACCAUCUGUGGAAAAUGGCGCAGGGCUCCACUUUUUGAAGUCCAAACUGAUAAUUGGGAAUGCUUCUGCUCUUUCCAAUGGGAUCCAUUGCAUGCUGAUUGUUCUGUACCUCAGGAGAUGGAAACAAACGAAAUUUUGAAGCAACUCGAAUAUGUUAAGAUGUUAAGACCUCAACUAUUAGCUGAACGACCAAAAUAAGAUCAGACCAACAACCUCACUUCCCGUAAAGAUACGAGAAAUGGACAGAGCUAGGCUGCACAUGGUAGUGGUAAUUUUCCCCCGAGUAUCUGUAUAGCUUGCCUUGAAAACAUCUUGUAUAUCAGAAAUUCUUUACAAUUCCAAAGGUCUCGAUUUUUCCAGCGUAUCUUCCUUAAUGGUUACUUGCAUUCUAUUGUACUAUGUUGGAGAGAAAUCAUCUAGUAUGAAAGAGUAUUAUGCAUUGCUUUCA